This is a messenger RNA of Amoebophrya sp. A120, 4660 nucleotides long. The record is from the annotation of a GenBank genome assembly. Lineage: Eukaryota; Dinophyceae; Syndiniales; Amoebophryaceae.
CUAUGACUCUCACCCGAGGAUCUCAUACCUUGCCGUACCUUUGACAUCGUAUGUCUCUGCAAUAAUUGCGUACCGGGCUCUGAUCAUCUUCGCUCCGCACAUUUUUUAGUGUACGGCAUUAUACCAGAAAAAGUGAAGAAAUAUAUUGACGUAGUGGCUUGUUAAUCAGGCACAGUGUCAUCCUCAGAUUUUUAUUUGCGCUAUAGCUCAAAAAGUAAAACUUCUAUACUCUCAGGUCACGUGAUGAAAAUGUAGGAACCAAUGGAAGGCGAGUUUUCGCUACAGCCGGGCUUCACUGUAUCACGUUCCUACGUGUGACGCUCCCGAAUUCGGCAUGCCAUGUUGAGCCUUUCCAACCAGUUUGAAAUACGUACGCGGACCACAAGCGCACGACUAGAACCCAACCAGCAUUUAGUAGUACGCGGAAGGAGUCAAUAGGACGGAUAUUAUGCCAUUGCGUGGCGUGCAGUGAGCCACGACCACAAGGAGGACAUCAUAGAACUUUUCACGAAUCCAAACAGAUUCCUCACGCACACUACCACGGAAAGGAACCGCCCGAGGUAGUCACUGCUCCACGGUUGCGGCCUUCAGCUUUGUUACAACCCGGAGGUCUUGCGAGAAGUAAGUAGCAGCCCACCAUGCCACGAGAAAUCAUUACGCUCCAGGUGGGACAAUGUGGGAACCAGAUUGGUAUGGAGUUUUGGAAGACGCUCUGCGCGGAGCAUGGCAUCAACCAAAAGGGGAUUUUGGAGGAUUACGCGACGCACUUGGCCGACGAUCGGAAAGACGUUUUCUUCUACCAAGCGGAUGACGAGCAAUACAUUCCGCGGGCACUGCUCAUCGACCUCGAGCCGCGCGUCAUCAAUGCAAUACAAAACUCGUCCUAUGCAGAUCUGUAUAACCCGGAGAACAUUUUCAUCAGUAAGGAGGGUGGCGGUGCAGGAAAUAAUUGGGUAUCUAAAUAAAAUAAGUUGUUCUUGUUUUGGAUUAUUAAUAAAUCUGUGCUUGUUCACCGAAACAUGCAGGUGGCCUAAGAUCAGGUUGCGCCGCACCUGACGCACAUGAUGGCGCAUUUCUCGCACAGCAUGAGAAUGAAAUAGUCACAUCUCGUCUCAUCUCUUCUAUCUGUUCCUCUGCAAGUAGACGCAAUCAGCGUGAUGGCUUUGAAAGAGGCGGUAGCGCACGAGCAGAAUCGAUUUUGUUGUACUUGCUUUUACUUUUUUUAUUCGCCAUGAUCAGGCAAAAGGCUUCCACUCCGGCGAGAAACAUUGCGAAGAGAUUUUCGACAUGAUCGACCGGGAGGCGGACGGAAGUGACAGCCUCGAAGGUUUCGUCCUGAUCCACUCCGUAUGAAAUCAAAAUAUGUCUGAGUCUGGAAGAUUGCAAGAUUUGACUGGCUGGCUGGAUAUCGUCAGUCGCUGAUGCAGGUGGUCCCGCCAGUCUUCUAAGAUUUGUGUCAUGCUUGUCUGGCAGGACGUAUGGCUCUGUGUCUGUCGUGCAUAUCAAUGAAGGGCGCGAGCAAGUUAAGUAGAGCCUGACUCCCUUGAUUGUCACAUAGUCGUAGUUUCUCGUGCGUCAUGCAUAAGCAUAACUGUUACGCCUUACGCACACGGUGGCUGAUGUGUGCUACGGUAGCGCACAGCCGCCGCGUCAGAAUUUUUUCUCCUCAUGCUUGGCCCUGUAUGAGAACUUCCGCGCCGUCCAUUUCAUCCACACACCUGCAUCACAAAAAAAACCUUGCUUCGCAACGCUCCAUACGCGGGCAUAAUUGCAUUGGACACCGCAUCGCAGGUGGCACCGGUUCCGGCAUGGGGUCGCACAUUUUGGAAAACAUAAACGACAGGUAAGGUGGGAGCACGAGCGAGAGACGUCGCAUAAAUAAUUUUGUUUUAUUCUUGUAGAAGUUCUGGUCUGUCCCCGUGCCCGUGCUAUUCGCUUCUUCUAAAAUUCUUGUUUAGUCUUGCGGUCCUUGCGGGUAAGAAAAGCUGAAGCUUAUUGGUAAUAUAGUGUGGCUACUUUCAAAGGGCAACGGGAACGGAUGGGGAUCAGCAUGUAGUUCGUGUUCGAAAACUUUUUAUAUUAACUACGAUUCUUAUGCGACUGCGACAUGAUUCAUUCAUGUCCUUCUAUGGAGCACGAAGUUGAAGCUCAAGCUGCAGCCUACAUUUUUUGAAAUGCAGCUGUUUCAUGCAAGAGUGCGGGCGAACUUCGUCUUUCUCUUUGUCGAAAGAUGCGAUGCUGACGCGCGCCCGCCGAAAGCCAUUCCACUUAGUUCCCGCCGUUUACCUUCGUCCUCAACAACACCACAGGUAUCCGAAGAAGUUGAUAAUGACGUACUCGGUAUUUCCGCUGUUGUCCAGCGAAACCUCCGACGUUGUGGUGCAACCGUAUAACAGCGUUCUGACGCUGAAGCGCCUCGCAUUGAACUCCGAUUGCGUGGUGGUUCUGGACAACACGGCACUGAAUCGGAUUGCAGUGGAUCGCUUGAAGCUCCAGAACCCAACCUUCGCACAAACCAACACACUAGUUUCCACAGGUAGAAGCAGGAGGUCCUAAUCUCUGCUCAUGCUUGUUGCAGUGGAUGAUAUUGUUCAUAAUUCAUUCAUUGAUUGCAGUAUUAAAGCUGAAGCUGAGAAUGAAAACUAAAAAAACAAGUUCCUUUCUUGUUAUUCGACCGUCUAUGGAGCCAUAUCACACGGGAAAGCAGAAGCACAUACAAAGAAGUUUGAGUUUUCUGGUAUACAAAUAUAAUAUACUUCAUUCUUUCAGUUAUGGCCGCCUCAACGACCACCUUGCGAUAUCCAUCGUACAUGAAUAACGAUCUCGUCGGGAUAGUGGCUUCUUUGAUCCCAACCCCGCGGUGCCAUUUCCUCAUGACCGGCUAUACUCCACUCAUGAUUGACCGACAAAUAACCGCGGUAGCAAAGAUUUUGAUUUUAUUCAAUUUUGUUGCUUAUUUCCAUGCAUGCACACUCUUUCUAGCAGAACUGUACAAGAACCACAACCAUCGAUCGGUACGCAGUGACAAGGCAGUGCUCGUGUUGUUCGCGGCAGGCAUACAAUGACGUAGUCCUCUGGUGAGUCAUGUUAGUAUCAGUCCAGCUCUACUUAUUUCAUUCUGACCGGGUGGGGCCGGAGGUGGAGGUGUUGGCUUUUCCUAUCGCCUGCGCAAACAAGCAUGGAAAUAACUAUGUCUAGCAAGAAGGACAGGUGUCAUCCACAACCACGACCUGCUCUAUUGAAUCUCAUGUCAUGCGCUACUUGUUAAGUAGACGAACAGGAAGAUCAUGCAUAGAUAUCAUGAUCUUUAUGAUGACAUCGACACUGACAGAGAAAUAUCGGAAAAACGUACACCAGGUCCGCAAGACCACGGUUCUGGACGUGAUGCGGCGUUUGCUCCACGCCAAGAAUAUCAUGGUCAGCUGCAGUAUGGGAGUGUCAGGAUCGAAAUCGACAAAGUUGAAUUUGAAAUAAUCUGCGAUGCAUAAAAUGCAAGGCUAGAAGUGACUGUCCUGCAGGGAUUGCAAGUGAGGCCGAUUGUGAGCCUGUUUCGGGUUUGGGGUAGAGCUGCUAAAGUAGCAUGACAAAGGAUGCCUUCUUUCACUAAACAGCAUGACAAACUGGAUUUCGAUGACGUCGAGAUUUGUCAUGCGCCGCUUGGAAAUUGGGCUUCCAACUGGUAUCGGUUUUAUGCAUCACAAAUUUUUCAACUUUGUCAAUUUCAAUUCUGACGCCUCCAUAUGCAGCACGAGACGCGGUGUGUACAUCAGCAUUUUGAACAUCAUCCAGGGCGAAGUAGACCCCACGCAGGUACACCGGUCGCUGCAGCGGAUUCGGGAGCGCAAAUUAGCGAAGUUCAUCCGGUGGGGCCCUGCGAGCAUCCAGGUGGCGCUCUCCCGCCAGUCGCCCUACGUACAGCACCAGAACAAGGUCUCGGGCUUGAUGCUGGCCAACCACACGGCGAUCGCGGGCCUGUUCGAUCUAUCGCAAGAAAAAACUGCUUCACUGUGAACUUGUAAUGCAGAAACUGUAUCUGAGAAGUGUUUGUCUUGCUACACAUGCAAGACAAUGGAUUUUUAGCUGUCUUUUCCCUUAGGAAUCUAGCAUGGCAAAUUUUCUCUGUGAUGUAGAGCAAACUUGUGAUGCAGAAAUUGCAAAAUCCUUACAGUGAAACACUUUUUUCGUACGAUACGAUCGUUGCAUCAAGCAGUACGACAAGCUCCGGUCCCGCAACGCGUUCCUGGAAAAUUACCGCCAGGAGCCCAUGUUUUCCGAGUCCCUGGACGAAUUCGACGAAUCCAAAGAGGUGGUCCUAUCCCUCAGCGAAGAAUACAAGGCUGCGGAGACCGAGGAGUACAUACGCUGGGGCGGUGCCGGAAGCACGGGUGCCGGCGCAGGAGCAUCCUCCUACGGAGCGCCGGGCGGUGGGGGCGCAGGCGGCAACAUUGCAGGCGCUGGUGCCGGGCACCAAGGUGGGCCACCUGCUGGGUCCUCCAUGCUGCCGCCCGGCGUACCAGGUGGUGGGAGCAGUCACCUGUCUGCGGGAUGACUGUCACGACCAAUGCAUCGAGAUUCUUCUCUGAUCUUGUUGAACGCGAAGAGAAAAAACUUGAACAUCAACUCAGCCAGCGACACCACGUCUGGGCUGUACUUUGCCAGC